AUGCUCGUCGAGAUCGGCGCCGCAGUGUGUAGCAACCAGCGAGCUUGGGAUGCGCUAACCAAGCUCGCUUCCGCUGCACAGAGCAUAGAGGGAGCCCGGGGGUUUGGUCACACCGAGCUGGAGCGCGCGCACCCGCCGGCGUCUGCAUGCCGCUACGACGAUCGCGUCGCUCGCUCCUCCCCCAACCUCCUGAUACAAGGCUCGCUCGCCUACGAGGUUCAGCACGCGUGGUUUCGAGCCUGGUUGCCAGCCACUGCCGUAACAUUGACCGCAGCCGAGCCCGGGCGGAUUUGGACGACGGAUUAG
Messenger RNA from Moesziomyces antarcticus, 306 nucleotides. RefSeq lists its product as uncharacterized. Lineage: Eukaryota; Fungi; Basidiomycota; Ustilaginomycetes; Ustilaginales; Ustilaginaceae. Bases 1 to 306 code for a protein of 101 amino acids. The record is from RefSeq and is a predicted model, not a curated record. The transcript has a single exon.